AUGUAUUUCACUUCAUUCAAAACCUUCAGACCUUCAACAAUUCUACCAAGAACAAACCCGAAGGACCUGAAGCAGCACCAGCCAACGACGAUCCGAGACCUGACCGUCGUGGAGACGAGCUACCAAACGCUUUCGCAGCCCCGACGACCACGAGCCACAACGAUCCGUAAAGCGACCAUUGCGGAAACAAGCUACCAAGAGUUCCGGCAUUACCAUCGACGAUCCACGGACAGCCUGCGGCGGAUACGAGACAUCAAGCUUUUUCACAACGUCGACCGCAAGACUGUCGAACACGCCGUGACACAGCCACGAGGCCAUAGCGACAUCACUCCGUCGGCACUGACGAGCAGCACCUCCGCCGAACUUAUCCUGGCCGACGGCUAA
Messenger RNA from Macrosiphum euphorbiae (potato aphid), 384 nucleotides. NCBI's taxonomy places the organism in Eukaryota, Metazoa, Arthropoda, Insecta, Hemiptera, Aphididae. The record is from the annotation of a GenBank genome assembly.